This is a messenger RNA of Talaromyces atroroseus, 1455 nucleotides long. RefSeq lists its product as hypothetical. The coding region runs from base 1 to 1455 and encodes 484 amino acids. The record is from RefSeq and is a predicted model, not a curated record. Gene Ontology annotation, biological process: pantothenate import across plasma membrane. The transcript has 4 exons. Gene Ontology annotation, molecular function: pantothenate transmembrane transporter activity. NCBI's taxonomy places the organism in Eukaryota, Fungi, Ascomycota, Eurotiomycetes, Eurotiales, Trichocomaceae. Gene Ontology annotation, cellular component: plasma membrane.
AUGGCAUCUCUUGGCACAAAGAUCGCCGUCUGGCUUUGGGGCGCCGACGUCGACGGUCGCAGGUUGCUCACCAGGCUCGAUUUUACGCUCCUGCCGUACUUCUCGCUGAUCUGGUUUCUGUUUGGAGUCACUCGCGCGAGUUACUCGUCUGCCUACAUUAGCGGCAUGCAAGAGGCCCUCCAUUUCGAGGGCAAGGACUACAAUUACAUGAACACCGCCUAUCUGGUCGUGUAUGCCGUGUGCCAGAUGCCGGGGACAAGUCUCUUGACAAUCGCACGCCCGAAAUAUGUCUUUGUUGCGGCAAAUGUGACCUGGAGCGUGUUGACGUUGAUCACGUACAAGACGAAUCGUGCGUGGCAGGUUAUUUUAUUGAAUGCGAUUGAAGGAGGCUUUUCUGCUAUUGCCUAUGUCGGUGCGCAAUUCAUUCUUGCAUCGUGGUAUAAGAAUUCCGAGCUGGGCACUCGCGCCGCCGUGUUUUGCGUCUUCGGCCAGUUUGGCAGCAUGGCUGGUGGCUGGAUCCAGGCUGGGCUCUUGACGACGCUGGCAGGAAAAGACGGCCUUCCGGCUUGGAAAUGGAUCUUUAUCAUUGUAUCUGUGAUGACUAUUCCGGUGGCCUUGUUCGGAUGGAUCUUUAUUCCCGAUCUCCCGGCACAUAGAACAGCCUGGUAUCUCACAGAAGAGCAGAAAGACCAUGCAAUCAGAAGACUGGGAGUCGGACGUAGGGAGAAGUGGGAUUCAACUGUCUUCAAGCGGGUUCUUUUGAGCUGGCAGUUUUACCUACUGCCGCUCAUUUUCAUGUUGUACUCGCUGUGCGUUCAAAUGCUGCAAAACAACGUCAUGGCCCUCUGGAUGGCCUCCCGGGGCUACACAACCGUCCAGCAGAACAACUACCCAACGGGCAUUUACGCGACGGCGAUCGUUGGCACGGUUUUCUAUGCGGUCAUCUCCGACAAGAUCAAGUCUCGCUGGGAAGUCUCAAUUGCCAUUGGCGUGACAUUCAUCAUCGGCUCUGCCAUUCUGGUCGGUGUAGACACCGAUUCCUCAGAUGCCGCCCACUUCUUUGCCUUUUACUUACUCGGUACGACAUUUGCGCCUCAAGCUGUCUGGUAUUCAUGGAUGGCGGAUGUAACAAGCCAUGAUCUUCAACUACGCGCGAUUACAACGGGAUUCAUGAAUUCCUUUGACUUUGCGUUUGUGACCUGGUGGCCCCUCAUCUUUUACCCGGUAACCGAUGCCCCGAAUUAUGAGAAAGGGUACAUUGCGAGUUUGGUAACCGGAGCACUGACAUUACCUCUGGUUUGGGUCAUUACAUACUUGCAGAGAAGGGACACGGUAAGAGGCGUUAUUGGGAGGAUUAUCGAGGAUGACAGCAGUGAUAGCACCCAGGGUGAUGGUGUUAGCGGCAAGCCCAAUGAUGCCGGAGAGGCGGUCAAUGUGAGAUCGACAGAGGUUUGA